This is a messenger RNA of Trypanosoma conorhini, 351 nucleotides long. RefSeq lists its product as uncharacterized. The record is from RefSeq and is a predicted model, not a curated record. Bases 1 to 351 code for a protein of 116 amino acids. NCBI's taxonomy places the organism in Eukaryota, Euglenozoa, Kinetoplastea, Trypanosomatida, Trypanosomatidae. The transcript has a single exon.
AUGGCCGGCCGCAGUGUGACACCCGAGCAGGAGCUGCGGAUCGUGCAGACCAUCUUGACGCUCCGCUCCCUCGGCGACGCGGCGUCCAGUGAGCGACUGCGCCGCAAGGUGCGUCGCUGCCUGCAGGAGUCCACAGACGACGACACGGCCAUCGCCACGGCCGACCAGUUGCUGCGCCGCUACACGAAGGUGGUGAGGAAGCUCGACGGCUCGUACGAGCGGGAGCGGGGGCUGAGGCGGCGGCGCAGUGAGCUGGAGACGCGGCGGGCGUCGCGGUUUGUCGACGAUGAGGCGGAGAGCGACGAGGACGAGGGCGAGGACGAGCUGAAGGGGGGCGAGCGGCCGCUCUGA